AUGGCCGCGAAUCCAUUCCGCAUCAGCAAUGCCGGCCUGCCUCUGUUCAACAUCUACAAUGACGCGACGUCGUCCCUGAACAGCAACAACAACAACGACGACGACGACGACGGCGGCGGCGGCGGCGGCGGCGGCGGCGACAAUGACAACAACCGCCUGCCGCCGCCGCGGCGUCCGCCUAGGACCUUCUCCCUGCCUGGGGGGCCGUGCAACUAUGGUGACAUGAGCGCUGGUCCCAACGGUCCUAGGUGCGGCUGUCAGCGUUUCUGGGCGCGUCCUGCUGCGCUUACUUCUGACGGCGACGACGGUGGUUCCUGCAUGUGCGGCCAUCACGCCUGCUUUCAUCUUGAUGAUGCCACGGGAGGAGGCCUCGUCGUGACCCCCCACUCUGGUCUCGGCCAAGAGAAUGAGAGACCCCGGUCUGCUCCACGUCCGCCGCUCAGCCCCGUCGUCGACCUGUCACUCCAGAUGCCUCCUCCCCUCACGACCGCCCCGGCCUCUGCAUCGUCGUCUUAUCCUCCUAUAUACCCCAUUGACGACGCUCUCUCCUUUAUCCACGAGUACAGUGAUCUUCCCGGCGUGCCUACCCAGCAUGACACAGCCUCCGGACUGCCCUAUGGCUCCUCCCAACAGCAAUCACAGCGCCAGAUACCGCAGCAUGCAUCGUCCCUCCCCGACACGCUCCCCUGGGGCAACACCCCGCUGUCUCAGGCGUCUUUUUUUCAUUACAAGCCUGGCCUGGCCCCUUCACCCGGCCGUCCACCCUCGCAGGCCACGUCGACGACCUCCUCUGCCCGGGUCCGAUAUCAAAGGCCCUUUGCGGGUAAGGGACUGAACACGCUGACCAUCCCCAAACCGUCACCGGUGCAUGCUGCCUCUCCUGAAACCGUCACCUCCGGGCGGCAACUUGCCAGCAUGCCCGCCACUGCGCAGGAUGAUACCCAACCGGAGCCUCGAGCUGAGGAGCUGGGAGUGUCCCGCGAAGAGUUCAACAGCAUGUCUGACACCGUUGCCGGGCACGAGCAGCGCAUAGGCCGCCUCGAGACGACGUCGUCCUCGUUCCGUGGCGGCGGUCACGAAGAGUGCGAUGAGAGGCAUGAUCAUGGAGAUCUGCGCAUGACAGACAUGGAGGCCCGCAUGGACGAGGUGGAAAAGACCAACCACGAACACGGAGCUAUGCUGGCCCGUAUGACGGCAGAGAAGCAGGACGAUGCUGCAACACAGAGCGUGGCAUCCUUCUCCACCACGGCCAGCACCAACCGCCCUACUCACUCGCAGGAGCUUCGCAGCGAGGUCCAAACCCUCAGCGAUACCGUCGCCUCCAUGCAGUACCACCUGGCCACGCCCACUCACCCGUGGGAGAUCGAGGUUGUCUUCCUGCCCUUUCCUCUCAAGAAGCUGUGGCAGGUCCUCGACCAGUUCAAGCCCGACUCGGCUGCCGGGUCCGACGAGUGGACGCAGGUCCCUCCCAUGACGUUCUGCGCGAGCACCCCGACCCUUUCCUCGUCCCCCGUGUACGACGAGUGGACCAGGCCGCACCACGAUGCAGACUGGCUUCUCCCGCGGGCCUACUCGGAGACCAGUCCUGCUGGUUCCCGUCUACGCAGCCGUGGACUCGUACGCAACGUAGUGGUGCGUGGCCCUGACGCAAGGAGCGUUCAGCAGGCCAUGAUCGCUGCGUUUGGCGACGUGUGGCGUCAGAUGAUCAGUAGUAACGCGGCCUCGCAGAAGUCGGGCGGCGACCGCGCACGUCUCUCGCGGCGGUACACGGGCCUGCAGUCCAUGUGGGUUCCCCUGCGCAAGGUGCACAAGGACUCGCGCCUUCGGCUCCUCAGCCCGGCCGAGAUGCUCAACCCGACGAGCUGGAACGUCGAGUUCCUGAGCUCCGUCAUGAUGAAGAGGAAGACGGCCGUUUCGAGGCUGUACAUCACCCAUCCGGACGCAUACCUGCAGGACUGGAAUGCCUACGAGAGCGGGUGGACGUGGCAGCGCAUCCGGGAGCUGAAUCGCGUACACCUGGACCACCAGAACGCCGAGGUUCUCGAGGCGGAUGCCCUCGAGACGUGCUGGGCCCGAGACGCACAGCUCGACGAGACACAUAGCACCGCGGCCGUCAACCUCCUCCAACGACGGGCGACGACAUCAUCCCCCUCCCUGCGACACACCUCCUUCCUCGGCAGUCGCAGCGGCAGUCUCGGCCGCCGGUCGUCGAGCCCCGUGGUCCUGGCGGCCGCCCCCCUCCGUCACCAGCGCACAUCGUCUAUGCGCCACAGUCCGAUGCCCAGCUCUGCCGUCGGGUUCCGUCACCCGUCUCCAGCCCUGACGCGGCGUCGCGUCGUCUCCUACGAGAGAGGCACGGCGGGCGCUGCGGGAACCAGACGAAGCCGCCAAUCGUCGCCCAGCAUGUCGCAGCUCGCCGCCCUACGGACCCGCCGUCAGACCCGAUCACCCAGCUACCCGGCCUUCACCCCACGCAUGACGGCCACACCCAGCCCCGCACCCAUGCUCUCCGGCGGGCGGCAGGGACACCAGCGGGGCACGACACCAUUCGCCUACGCGACACCGCACAGCAACGCCGCUGCCCCUCUGCAGGAGCUCCGUCUCAUCAGGGCUGGCAGCGAAGCCCCCGUACCGGGGGAGUACAUGCCCGAUAUGGAUGAGCUGCACGACAUUGAAAUCUACGAGGAAUGCGACUACUAUUCCGAACCUUCAUCCUCUUCCUCAGACAUGUCCCUCGGCAACAACGAUGAUGAUCACGGUAUGCUCCUCCUGCAACAACAACAACAGCAGCAGCAACAGCGGCAGCGGCGGCAAACCGAAUCUCUACGCGAUAGGCAGCUCCCAGAGGACGAGCCGUGGCCCGGCAUCGAGGAACUGCAGCAGCAAGAUGGUCAGGGGGCAGAAGAGAUGUCUGAUGGGGAGAACGUCGAUCCUGACGAGAGCGACGCGAGUAGCUUGCCGUCCGAGUAUCCUUCCCACAGCGGUUGUUGGCCUGCUGGUUUUCAAAUUCACGAGGAUGAGUGA
Molecule: messenger RNA, 3024 nt
Organism: Geosmithia morbida
Lineage: Eukaryota; Fungi; Ascomycota; Sordariomycetes; Hypocreales; Bionectriaceae
Exons: 1
Coding region: 1-3024 (1007 amino acids)
Source: RefSeq, a predicted model, not a curated record